AUGAUAGAACAAACACCAAAAAGAGAACAGCUACACAUGUUUGAUUUAUUAGAAUGUGCAUACUCUUUAGAUAAUAUAGAAGCAUACAAUAGUAAUGGUAAUAAUUAUACAACAGUAGCAUUAGCAUUCAGUUUAAAAAAUAGUAAAAGUAAUAACAAUACAACAACAGCAGCACCAGAAUCUACAACAUUCAUUUUAAGAAAUAUUUUUAAUGGUUAUGAAAAAAUAAGUGAACUUAAUAAUGAUGGUCCUGAAAAAAGAUGUGUAAUUUCUUUAUUUUAUCAAUUUCUGAUUUCAAAAUGUUUCCAAAUGAACCUUUUGGGUCAGACAUCUCUAUUUUUCAAAGUUGUUCAACCUCUUUCAAAUUCAUGUUCAAUCUCUUUGAUUCUAUUACCAUUGAUUUCUUCUGAAGUAUUCAAUGAGAUGAUUGGUGAACUAUUAGCACCUGCAUUUGAACUACCAACAUUAGAUUUUGAUGAAUUUGAUGCUACCGCUUUUAAUGGAUUUCUUUGUAAAAGAUUUAUUUGUUCUGCUUUAUCUUCGAAUUCAUCAGUUUAUUUAGAAACCAAUAUUGAUCCCCUCUAUCAGUACGAGAACUCUGUGAAGUAUAAUGACCAGUGUUGA
Molecule: messenger RNA, 624 nt
Organism: Dictyostelium purpureum
Lineage: Eukaryota; Evosea; Eumycetozoa; Dictyosteliales; Dictyosteliaceae
Exons: 5
Coding region: 1-624 (207 amino acids)
Source: RefSeq, a predicted model, not a curated record